AUGACUUUUCAGCCAUUUUGAUGUGGCUUGGCUUGGCCCUUAUGCUAUGGCGGAGAUGGAUGACGGUGACGAGCCGGCUCUGGUUCACACGCACAGUGGUUCGUCUGGGUCAAAAUCUGGUGGGGACAAGAUGUUUACUCUGAAGAAAUGGAAUGCUGUAGCCAUGUGGAGCUGGGAUGUCGAAUGUGAUACGUGUGCCAUUUGUAGGGUACAGGUUAUGGAUGCAUGCCUGAGGUGUCAGGCGGAGAACAAGCAGGAGGACUGUGUUGUGGUCUGGGGCGAGUGCAACCACUCUUUCCACAACUGCUGCAUGUCCCUGUGGGUGAAACAGAACAACCGCUGCCCGCUUUGCCAGCAGGACUGGGUGGUGCAGAGGAUCGGCAAGUGAGGACGGGCGGUGCCAGCGCCAGUUGGCCUCCAUCCUCACCUUGCCCACCCAUGCCCAAUCAUCACCAGCCUCCGUCCCGAUUGGCUUUCACCUCCGCCAGGGUGACAGAGUUCUUUAACACCCUUCGUUCCUCCCCCAUCCUGUGUGUGUGUGUCUAUUUGUGUGUUGGUGUGUGAAUGCACCAACCAGUGUGUGUGUCAAGGGUCGGCGUGGCAGUUCUGGAAGGUUCUCAGUGAACGCCCUGUAGCACUUAAGCUUGCCUCACCUGGGUGAUGGGGUUCGGGAUGGAAAUAUCAGAUAAAGACAUGUUGCACAUCAGUGGUAUGUUUUUAAUGGGGAAGUCUGUGUUUGUGUGUUUUUCUUUGUUGCACUGCUCAUAGAGUAAUAAACUGUGAGUGACUGGA
Molecule: messenger RNA, 792 nt
Organism: Clupea harengus (Atlantic herring)
Lineage: Eukaryota; Metazoa; Chordata; Actinopteri; Clupeiformes; Clupeidae
Gene: rnf7
Product: ring finger protein 7
Molecular function (GO): zinc ion binding
Source: RefSeq, a predicted model, not a curated record